GACACGACGGACGAGAGACGCGUUAUAGCCAGCGACGUGGAGUGAUCGCGCUUCGUCUCCGCGUCCGUUUCGAUGCUCCCGACGAUCCGUUACGGCAUCCCACGUUUUUUUCGGCCGGCGUGCCAGCAUCGUAUUCUAGCCCGUAACGUGCGCGAGCAGCGUCCCGCCGUGCGCGAUUGAUCCUAAGAGAGGCAGCGUCUCUGUGCGGUGAGUUACGCCAAGUGGCGGCCUGACACAUCGCGUUCUCUCGAGCGCGUCGAGUCGCCGCGCCGUGUGUCGCAAGUGAGUGAAGGAAAGGAGGAGAAGAGAGCGAGUGAGAGAGGAAACGGGCGGCGAUACACGGACGUGUGUAUAUCUGUUCGUCGGGAUCGCGGACGCACACACGCAGCAUCCUGCGUAUCGGAUAAAUAAAAACGCGGCCCAGCGUGAAAACCGGCGCGGCGUCCGCAUAACGACGUUCAUUCAAGAAUGCAUUAAUUACGCGCGAGUCGAAUACGUGUAUGCGUGAUUGGUGUGACGUGUGCGAGACGGGCGAGAAUAUUUGAUAGGCACUCGAUUAAAAAGGGGGGAAAGUGAAACAACGCGCCGAGCCGGAGGUUAACGGCGAGAAUAUUUCGAAGAUGCUCAAGUUCAUCAGGGGGAAGGGCCAGCAGCCCACGGCCGAGAGGCAGAAACUGCAGAAGGAUCUCUUCGCUUUCAGAAAGACGGUGCAGCAUGGUUUUCCGAACAAACCGACCGCUCUUGCUUGGGAUCCGAGUCUGCGAGUGAUGAUCAUUGGCACGGCAUCCGGCGCCAUCAAGGUUUUUGGGAGGCCAGGCGUAGAAUUUUACGGGCAACAUACCGUCGACAGUGGUGAGAAUGCCGUCACAAAGAUCGUCCCACUGCCGAAAGAGGGUCGCCUCGUGUCCUUGUGCGAUGACAAUUCGUUACAUUUAUGGGAAAUCAAUGAAUGUUCUAUAGUGGAAACGAAAUCAUUGGAGGGUAAUAUGAAGAAAAUAUCCGCGAUAUGUCUCGAAUCGAGUGGAAAACAUCUUUUGUUGGGAACAGAGGCGGGCAACAUCUAUUUGCUAAAUUAUGAGACUUUUGUCAUGUCGGACAAUAUUAUCUAUCAAGAAGUUGUGAUGCAAAAUGUUCCAGAAGAUUACAAAAAAAAUCCAGGAGCAGUUGAAGCUAUAGCCGAGCAACCAGGACAUCCAGACAAUAUUCUAAUUGGUUACAAUCGAGGUUUGAUGGUGCUAUGGAACAAAGCUACUCCGGGAGCCCAACAGACAUUCGUCUCCACGCAACAGCUGGAAUCGGUCCACUGGAUCUCCGAGAAUCGCUUCGUCUCGUCGCACAAUGAUGGUUCGUACGCGUUUUGGAGCCCGGGUAGCGACGCCGUGCCGGAGCCCACGACACUUUACGGCCCGUUCCCGUGCAAGGCCGUCACCAAGAUCCUCGUAUAUCCUACUAUUGAACACGGCGAGAUCGUCCUAUUCUCCGGUGGUAUGCAACGUGCCAGUUACGGAGACCGACACACAAUCACCGUCAUGACCAAGGAUAAACACUUGGUUUUCGAUUUCACGUCUAAAAUCAUCGACUUUUUUACCGUUUUCGCUGAGGAAGAAGAAGGAGGAAAUAAUGAAUGCCCUGUUAAUCCAGAAGCGCUCAUAGUGCUAGCUGAAGAAGAAGUAGUAGCUAUCGAUUUAACCAAUCCCGAAUGGAAGAUGAUGCCUCUGCCUUAUUUAGUAUCUCUCCAUGCGAGUGCGGUGACCUGUUCCCAACACGUGCCGAAUGUACCCGACGAACUUUGGGAGGCAAUUGUAGCUGCGGGUAAAGCACAAACGGAGCAUCUUUACUCGGACAAAGUGUGGCCGAUCAACGGAGGAAAUUUCCUCUGUCCGAUAAAUCUUAAUAAGUCUAAGAGCAGAGAACUACUGCUUACUGGGCACGAGGACGGUACCGUGAGAUUCUGGAAUGCGUCCGACGUUUCUCUGACUCCACUGUACAAGUACAAUUCGUCGAUUCUGUUCACCGGCGAGCACUUGGAUGUUCUCGAGCAGCCGCCGGAGGACGACGAGGACGAGUGGCCACCGUUCAAGAAGGUGGGAAUCUUCGAUCCAUACUCUGAUGAUCCGCGACUCGCCGUGAAGAAGGUCCUCCUUUGUCCAUUGUCCUCGACCUUGGUGGUUGCGGGUACGGCCGGCCAUGUUAUCACCGCCACCAUCUCCUCGGAAGCAGUCAACAAGGAGAUAAAAGCCGUCACAAUGAACAUCGUCAACGAUCGUGAUGGAUUUGUGUGGAAAGGUCACGAUCAUCUACCACCGAGAACGACGAGUAUAUCAUUCGCGGUCGGAUUUCAACCACAGAGUCUUCUUCAGUUGUAUCCACCGGCCGCCAUCACGGCUUUGGCGUUGCACAGCGAGUGGGGUCUGCUUGCCACAGGCACAGCGCACGGUCUUGCGGUCUUUGAUUAUACUAGAGCGAAAGCCGUCAGUGUCAAAUGCACGCUUAAUCCAAAUGAUCUCUCCGGUGCAGGCGAUACUCCUAUCUCUCGGCGAAAGUCAUUUAAGAAAUCUCUUAGGGAAUCUUUCAGAAGAUUGAGAAAAGGACGCUCGCAACGUCGGGCAAACGCGAACAGUCCUACACGAAAUACUGCGCCUGAAAAGAAAAAAGAAAGUGUUGCUUCUUCUCCGAGCGGGGAUUUAUCACCGGCGGUGGAAAUAAAACCAGUAGAGAGACAAGUGGAAGCAAGACCCGUUGACGACGCUUUAGGCUCUAUGGUUCGAUGCCUAUAUUUUGCCAGAAGUUACAUUAUUAGCUUACAAAAUACAACACCUACACUUUGGGCGGGCACGAAUAACGGUACAGUUUACGUUUUCACGUUGGCUAUACCAGCCGGUGUGAGAAGAACGGAAGAGGACGUUAACUGUACAUUGGGUAAGGAGAUACAAUUGAAGCAUCGUGCGCCCGUAAUCGCGAUCACGAUCCUCGACGGAUCCAGUGUGCCGUUACCGGAAUCUUACGAGGCCGAGAAGGGCGUGAUGCCUGGACCCGAUAUGACUUCCCCACAUAGAGUUGUAAUCGCCAGCGAGGAACAAUUCAAGAUCUUUAAUCUUCCGUCCCUGAAGCCACACUGCAAAUACAAGUUGACUGCGCACGAGGGAUCUAGAGUACGAAAAACAGGUUUCGCCAAGUUCUCGUGUCCUGUCGAACCAGCGGGAAUUCACGAAGAAACUUGCUUACUUUGUUUAACGAAUCUUGGCGAUUGUCUUGUGCUUAGUAUACCGGAACUGAGGAGACAAUUGAACGCCGCUGCGAUCAAGAGAGAGGACAUUAACGGUAUUUCUUCCUUAAUAUUUACGAAAGCCGGAGAAGCGUUGUAUCUUCAUUCGAGUUCGGAGCUCCAACGAAUUUCCCUGUCAGCCGGGAAAGUAACGAAAGCGCAAUGCGUGCUCAAUUUACCACCACGUGCUAGAUCGUUGACAGAAAGGCCAGAAAACGUUAACGAAGUCGCGCAGGAGCAAGGAGUCGUCGAAGGAGCGCCUGAAACCGAAGGGGAAACGCAAGAGAGUCAACCACCAACAGCGAACCGAGUUAUCACGGAAAAUGGAAUAGUGGGUUCCACUGGGGAAGAAGAAUCUCCGAAGGAACCGUCGCUGCGACCGGCUACGAGUAGUAUAGAUGUAAAUGGGGAAGACGAUCGUCAGGAUUUAAGUUCUAUCGGAGACAUUACAAUCGACAGUGUUAAAGAUCAUUUACUUAACAGUUCACUUUUCAGAAACGCAACGUCUUCCGAAGAUCUGCAUAAUCGUUUGGCAGGGCUUAAGAUGGAGGUCACUUCGCGAACUUCCGAGGUAUCUACGCAGAAUCAAUCAUUAGUGGUGAAAACUACAACUGUGGUUACUCAAACUACAAAUAGCACGACUGCUAAUGGUGAAGUUGAGACGAGUCAAGCUAAUGAAACGCAACACGUAAACAGCACUACCGUAGAACGAGAGAUACGCAGCGGUAUCGAGACAACAACAACACACGCAACCAUCACUCUACCCCCGAACGUCGAGAUUAAUGCUGCGGAUCUGGCCAACUUGGAAGUCACCACAACUACAGUGACCACUACUACAGAGAGGGCCAAGGCGCCGCUAGCUAGGCCAGAGGAAGUCGGUUCGUAGGCCUGUUCCAUAUCCAUUUCUCCUACACGCUGACCAUGCAUCGAUUUCACGCUCCGUUUACAGAGCCAUCAGUAAUUGGUUAUUCUUAUCUAACCAACGUGUAUACAGCGGCAAAUAUAGAUAGGAUUUAUAUAUCAUAUAUAUAGAUUUUUUUAAAAAGUCUAGAUUUCUACGCAGCAUUUUUACGUAGCGUUUAAUCACGCGCGAAUGACGAGUGGUUAAGUUUUAAUAUAAACUUUAUGCAUUUCUCAUUGACAUCCAUCAUUGCAUUCUACUUACAGUAAAUUCCAAAUGAAUAAUUUUUGGAAUUGGCGAAGAAUCAAUGAUUUUUAACGAAAAUAGGCCUAGAAACUGUUUUAUUUAUCUUAUGAUAUAGAAAUUCUCGCUAUGUUUUCUUUUAGAUAAGAAAUUUUAACAUUUUAAUUAUUAAUCAAGAGCUCGAGAUAAGGAAGUUUCUUGCGGACAAAAGAGAUAUCAAAACAUUAAAUUUUACAAAUAAACUUAGAAGAUUUUUAUUAUAAGAAUUAUAUCGUUUUAUACGGCCAAUUUUACUGUUCUUUAAUUUAGCGAUAAAUCUGGUGCAUCUACAAUCGAUCUACAAUUAUACUAACGCAUAUGAUCAGUAUAAUUAUAGAUCUUUGAAAACAAGAUCAUAAUUUAUCGAGAGAUAGUGACGACAAUGAUGAAACAUCACAAAUCGUGAAUUUUUAUGGCAGCCUUAAAUUUACUCUUUAUACGUUACUAUAUAUAUUUCUAAUUAUAUAAAAUCACACGCGACUUAAGCUAUAGUAUUUGAAGUAUUUUGGACAUCUUGUGAAUUUUUCACAAGAGCAGAAAGUAUGUAACUUGCGGUGCGCAUAUAAAAAUGCUUCAACAAGGGAAAUAUAUACAGCUAUACUUAAGUAGAAUUAUAUAUUUGACGAACAAUUAAGAAAAUUAAGCAUGAUAAAUUUCGGACGAAAUGUCUGUCGAUGAGAGAACGCGUUAAAAAUAUAUUUUUUAUCGAUGUUGCUUAA
Nylanderia fulva is the source of this 5167-nucleotide messenger RNA. RefSeq names its product LLGL domain-containing protein l(2)gl (gene l(2)gl). Gene Ontology annotation, molecular function: myosin II binding; syntaxin binding; GTPase activator activity. NCBI's taxonomy places the organism in Eukaryota, Metazoa, Arthropoda, Insecta, Hymenoptera, Formicidae. Gene Ontology annotation, biological process: regulation of Notch signaling pathway; Golgi to plasma membrane transport; regulation of establishment or maintenance of cell polarity. The record is from RefSeq and is a predicted model, not a curated record. Gene Ontology annotation, cellular component: cortical actin cytoskeleton; plasma membrane; cytoplasm.